Molecule: messenger RNA, 517 nt
Organism: Nothoprocta perdicaria
Lineage: Eukaryota; Metazoa; Chordata; Aves; Tinamiformes; Tinamidae
Product: hydroperoxide isomerase ALOXE3-like
Exons: 2
Coding region: 27-350 (107 amino acids)
Biological process (GO): linoleic acid metabolic process; lipid oxidation
Molecular function (GO): metal ion binding; oxidoreductase activity, acting on single donors with incorporation of molecular oxygen, incorporation of two atoms of oxygen
Source: RefSeq, a predicted model, not a curated record
AGUUCGAGCUGGGCUUCCUGCCCAACAUGCCGUGCGCGAUGCGGGAGCCGCCGCCGGCCACCAAGGCGCCCAUCUCGGAGCGGGAUUUCCUGGACGCCCUCCCGGCCGUCAACACCAGCUGCAUCACCCUGGCCGUGCUCUGGGUGCUGCGCAACGAGCCCCUCGACAUGCGCCCGCUCGGCUGCUACCCCGAGCAGCUCUUCACCGAGGAGGCGCCGCGCCGCCUCAUCAGGGACUUCCAGGACCGGCUGGCCCAGAUCUCCAGGGACAUCCGGGCCCGGAACGCCACCAUGGAGCUGCCCUACACCUACCUGGAUCCCCCCAACGUGGAGAACAGCGUCGCCAUCUGAGCCGGACGCCUGGGCCCCUCUGCAAACGGGCCCGGACGCCUGGGCUCCUCCAGCCUUGCCCAACCCGGACGCCUGGGCCCCUCUGCGGACACUCCCCUGGGAUACCUGGGUCCCUUCUAUCUACCUGCCCGGACGCCUGGGCCCGUCUGACAUCUCUCCCGGACGCC